CUCUGAAGUUCUUGAGUCAAUUGAUUUAUUCACUGGUGCUGAUUUCAGUCAUACGUCAAAAAAUACAAAGUCGUCGUCAGUUAAACCACAAAAUGCGCAAGAAUUUUGUAAAAAACUCACAAAUGGAAUCGGGCAAAGUUCCAUAUCAACAGACACCCCUCCAAAAUCAAAAUCUGGAGACUAUACAAGAUAUCGUGAUCCUACACCAUUUACCGCGUCUAUUGAUAAUCCAUACUCUGAAUCAGAACCGAUCCCACCGCUUUUUGAAGGAGAUUUUGAUCGUUUUGGCACCUAUGCACCAAUGCAAACUCCUAGCCAAGAAAUUAAAAAUCCGCUGAGUGCACGCGUAUCCAAAAGAGGUCUCUCAAUCGAAGAUAUGAGUAAGAAGUAUCUCUCUUGCAAUAAAAUAUGGGAAAAAAUUCAACAAAGUCCAAAUUACGAUGACUUCGAAGGCGAUGUAAUUGAUACUCUUUGCACCGAACUACAAUCUAAGGCCAAGUGUACUGAUCAUGGACUUGUAGUGCCCGAGGAAGAGGUCGAGAAAAUGCUUGGAAAGUUGGAAGAAGAAAAAGAUCAUUAA
Messenger RNA from Ambispora leptoticha, 580 nucleotides. NCBI's taxonomy places the organism in Eukaryota, Fungi, Glomeromycota, Glomeromycetes, Archaeosporales, Ambisporaceae. The record is from the annotation of a GenBank genome assembly.